UUAUACUUUUCUAGGAAUUUAAAACGCCCGAAGCACUCCGGGUAAUAUGGACGUCUAAACAACAGCGUAGUCAGCCUCGCUAAUUAUGAUGACAAUUUAGAGAAAUAGGCAAGUGUAAACGAUGUUUAAAGCACCUGCCAAUAUAAGUCCUUCUCUAGGACAGAUAUUUACUUCACACAAUGUUGACAAAUACAUCCAAAAAGAAGAAGAAAAAUUGCAAAGUCCACAUGAGAAAAAGGGUAAAGCUUUUGAAUUUGCGUGUCUGUAUUUCUAUGCACAAGACUAUGUGCAAGCGAAAAGACAACUAGAGAAUUACCUUAGUAUCCAAGAUCAGGAUUUCAGGGUUCAUAAUUUAAUGGGGGGAAUAAACGAAGCAAUGCAUAAUUAUCCUGAUGCGUUAUUUUCCUAUGAAAGAUCCUUAGAACUCUGUCGCACACAGAAGGACAUUCUCAUCAAAGUGAUCUCGUUAUGCAGCAAGUAUCCCAUAGAUCCUUCCCGUGCAAAGGUAUGGGCUGAUAAGGGUUCACAAUUAUGUCCCGGUCAUCCAGCUGUCUUCAAACUGAAGUGGCAUCUACAGAAUGAUGUACCUUCUGAGGAAGAAAAAUUUAAACAGAUGAAAUUACUCAUUGCUGAUGAAUCGUUAGUUGGAAUUCCUGAAAUGUUUAAUCGCUUAAAAUUAGAAAACUCGAAAUAUUCUUCCAGUGACCUGUUAGAAGAAUUAAAACAUGCCGAAGUGAAAAGUUUACAAUACUUGUACAACCAAGCUCAGAUAUACAUCCACUUUGCGUCUGAAUGUGGCACUGAAACCAUUGAAGGGGAAAAAGAUUAUAUCUAUUACCAUACUAAGGCUAAAGGAAAGUUAUUAACUUGCAUCAGUAACUCAGAUCAUUCGCCAGAAUUCAAAGAGACACUUCUUGACCAGUUACAAGAACUACAAGCCAAUAAUGCUUUUGCUGCUACUACCCAACCUUCUAGCAAAAAAUGCCUUACUUUUCAGUCUACUGUACCAUCUCAAGAUUUAAAUAUUAAUGACCCGUCAUCAUCUUUUGCUGAUGUAAAUGAUGUAUCUGUUCUAGUGGAAAAAAGUAUUUUAGAAGAUCAACUAACAGCAAAGGAGUUAGAAAACCAAAACUUACGCCAGCAAUUGGCCAUGCUGAGGACACAAGCUGAUGUGCAAUUUCAACAACAAGUUAUGCACCCACAGCAGAUUAUGCAUCCACAGCAGUUUGUACCAGCGCAUUUGCUUGCUCCUCAACAGCUACCACAUGGACACCAAGUUAUUCCGAACAUACCAUUUGGUCCCAACGCACCAUUUGGCCCUUAUACACCUGGUCAACAAACAAAUGGGAUGGAGACACCUACAGAUCUCUGGUGGGAUUCCUUCUCCCCACAGGCAUCAUUUGAAAAAGGUUAUUUCGCUGGUCUUGCAGAGCAUGUUGAGCAGGUAAGGGAAGAGAGUGGAGAAAGUGAAGCACCAACCCUGCGUGAUCAAACAGAGGCAACGCCUACAGGAAAAACCUCUGACAUAACUGAUACUAAAGGAAAGACACCAACUACUCCUGUUGUUCAAGACACAGAUGAUAUCUAUGUUGAACCUAUAGUCAAGCUUACUGCCAAAAGUGAUUUAGAAACAGGAGAGGAAGAUGAAAGCACUAAGUUUGUUCACCGUUCUAAACUUUAUCGCUUUGACAAAAGUGCUGCUUCUUGGAAAGAACGGGGUGUUGGCGAUGUGAAAAUACUGAUCAAUGAAAAGACGAACAAAGCUCGUAUUACUAUGCGACGAGACGUUGUGUUUCGUGUGUGUUGCAACCAUUUUAUUACUUCAGAUAUGAUGUUAGAAGCAAAAGGAAGCGCUUGUUGGACCUGGUUUACUCCUGCUGAUGCUGUAGAUGGAGAAGUGAAGCCAGAGCAGUUUGCAAUUAAAUUUAAAACUGAAGAAAUCGCUGACCAAUUUAAAUCAUCAUUUAUUGAAUGUCAAAAUUUGACGAAUCCCUUAAACACCACAACAAAAACAGAUAAAUUGAAAUCAGCUUCUAAAGAUGAUAUUGCCAGUACUUCAUCCAAUGAUCAGAAAUCGUCCACACCAGCGUCCAAUCAAAAUGUACAACAAUAUCAAAACAGUGAUUUGAAAGUGGUUUCUGCCCCACCUACAACAUCUACGCAAACUUCUAUGGGAGCUUUUAGGUUUAAAACUCCAGAAAAUGCUAUCACAGAAUCUCCUGAAGGAAAACCAAUAUUUAGCUUUGCCACAACGCAGGCUCAAAAUUCGCAAGAAAAGGUCAACCCAUUCCUAACGCCACAAGCCGCACCAGCUGAUAGUUCUACCGGAUAUCCUAGCUUUGACAGGUUCAGUUCAACUACAUUUAAGGAAAAAGAUCCAGUAAAAACCUCGCCAAGUCCUUUUGCAGGAUUUUCGUUUAAAAUUAACACAGCAACUGCAACAUCAACUAGUACAAACCAAGUUACAUCAACGACAUCGCCGUCAUCCAGUCCAUUUACUGGAUUCAGUUUCUCAGAAAAAUCAACAGGGAAUGUAAUUCAAAAAUCCAAUGAUACUAGUGCUCCUUUGUCACAAAACUUCCCAUUUAUGUCGUCAUUGCUUAAAGAUACAGCAUCAACUAGCUCUCCACCUUCGAGUUUGAGUGCUCCUCCUACCUCUAAACCAGGAGACUCACCUGUUAUUAUACCUGGUAUGAAUACUCUACCUACAUAAAUCUGUGCGAACCAUGCUAUCAUGCCCUCCAUGGAAUUGUCGCCACUUAACAAUUCAGACAAAGCGUGGACCUGGUUCACUCAAGCAGAUAUCUGUGAUGGUGAAACAAAGGCUGACCAGUUUGCUCUUAGGUUUAAGACAGCAGAAAUUGCAAAUGAUUUUAAGGAAAACUUUAAGAAGUGUAAGAACUUGAUCAGUAAUGACUUAGCGAAACAAGUUAAAAAGCCUGGAGGCUCUCAAAGUAAACCAAACUUCUUCUUUAAAUUGGCUCCGAAAGAACGAUCCCGGUCUUGUCCCACUUGUCUAAUCCAAAAUGAUGGAGUUUCAAUGAAAUGUCCAGCGUGCCAAACUGAUAAUCCAGAUGCAAGAGUAAGUGUGACGCAAACUUCAGAAAAUACUUCUGCAGGGAAAAACAGCACUGGAGUAUUUAAAUUUGGUAAAAAAUUGGAUAACACACCUAUUGCUUUGGCAUUUACUUUUGGUACUAAAACAGAUAAUACAUCAGGAGCUUCUCCGUUUAGUUUCAGGAAGGAAAAAAACGGCACCCCUGCUGCUAAGUCAAUUAAUUUUGGUAAUAAAAAAGAAGAUACUUCAACAUCUUCUCCAUUUAGUUUCGGCAAGAAAACUGAAGACACCACUGCUGCGCCGUCAUUCAGUUUUGGCAAGAAAACUGAAGACUCUUCUGUUGCACUAUCAUUUAGUUUCGAUGAUAAAACUGAUGAUACAUCAGGAACUUUUCCAUUCAGUUUUGGCAAGAAAACUAAAAACACCACAGCUGCUCCGCUAUUUAGUUUUGGUAAUAAAAAGGAUGAUACAUUAACCGUUGAUGGACUUACCAACCAGCAAGAAUGAAAAAUUUCAGUGACUUAGCAUUUAUAUGGAAAACGAAACGAUUGUUGACAAUUUCUUUGCCCUGACUUUGCUUUAUCGUCUUUAUUAUCAGCAGCAAGUAGUAUUGAGGAUAUCAAGAAAAUCUUUGAUAAUCAACCUGCUAUUGACGGAACUUUUAAAUUCAAAUUCAAGUUGAUAGUGUUAAUAUAUCUAAAACGCAAUUUUAGUAUAUGUUUUAAGUAUGUUUUGUAUUGUACCGAUGUGAAUUUGAAAAUGCUUAUAACGCCGCGUUAACAAGACUUAACUCAUAGCAACAAACUAACAAUACUCGUGAAUGUCGUAUCAAAAACAUUCGUAGCAACAAAUUAACAAUGCUUUGGAACGUCGUAUCAAACACACUCGUAGCCAUGAACCAACAAUACUCGUGAACGUCGUAUCAAAAACCUCCGUAGCAACAAACUAACAAUUCUCGCGAACGUCGUAUAAAAAACAGUCGUAUCAAAAACAUUCGUAGUAACAAACUAACAAUGCUUUGGAACGUCGUAUCAAACACACUCGUAGCCGCAAACUAACAAUGCUGGUGAACGUCGUAGCAACGAACUAAUAAUAGUCGUGAAUGUCGUAUCAAAAACACUCGUAGCAACAAACUAACAAUGCUGGUGAACGUCGUAUCAAAAAUAUCCGUAGCCACGAACUAACAAUACUCCUGAACGUCGUAUCAAAAACGCUCGUAGCAACAAACUAACAAUAAUCGUGAACGUCGUAUCAAAAACAUUCGUAGCAACAAACUAACAAUUCUCGUGAACGUCGUAUCAAAAACCUCCGUAGCAACAAACUAACAAUUCUCGCGAACGUCGUAUAAAAAACAGUCGUAGCCGCGAACUAACAAUGCUGGUGAACGUCGUAUCAAAAGCAUCCGUAGCAACGAACUAACAAUACUCGUGAACGUCGUAUCAAAAACAUCCGUAGCAACGAACUAACAAUAGUCGUGAACGUCGUAUCAAAAACCUCCGUAGCAACAAACUAUCAAUUCUCGCGAACGUCGUAUAAAAAACAGUCGUAGCCGCGAACUAACAAUGCUGGUGAACGUCGUAUCAAAAACAUCCGUAGCAACAAACUAACAAUUCUCGUGAACGUCGUAUCAAAAGCAUCCGUAGCAACAAACUAACAAUACUCGUGAACGUCGUAUCAAAAAUAUCCGUAGCAACGAACUAACAAUAGUCGUGAAUAUCGUAUUACAAACAUUGGUAGCCACGAACUAAUAAUACUUUUCAACAUCGUAUCAAAUAUACUCAUAGCAACACACUGACUAGAUGUAUAACUAGAAAUUAAAAAAAAGGUUGCGAAGCAUUGCGCAAGUUGCAAGCAAAAUUGAAACUAGCCAAUA
Molecule: messenger RNA, 4931 nt
Organism: Hydractinia symbiolongicarpus
Lineage: Eukaryota; Metazoa; Cnidaria; Hydrozoa; Anthoathecata; Hydractiniidae
Product: E3 SUMO-protein ligase RanBP2-like
Biological process (GO): intracellular transport
Cellular component (GO): cytoplasm; nuclear pore
Molecular function (GO): protein binding; GTPase activator activity
Source: RefSeq, a predicted model, not a curated record